AUGGACUCCUGCCCAGAUCUGGAGAUCAAGGCGUCCAAUGAUGGCAGGCCUUUGAAUGCCAACGCGGUUGUGAUGGCAAAGCUGCGCAAGGAGCGGGAGCGUUUGAAGAGCCAGGGCAUCCGGCUGAAGGAAUCCAGCCAGCAGGGCAAGAAGGCUUGGUCUCCAAGGAGCCACAAAAGGCCUUCUUCCAACGACAGAUCCAGAACCAGGUCCCCCUCUCACCGCAGAUCAGAGGACAGCUACACCCCGAGAUCACAGCCGCAGGAUGGCGAUGACCGUGCCGCUCCGGAGGGCGUGGACAUCGUAGGCGCUGACAUGCAAGGGGAGAACGAGAGAGGGCGGAGGCGUUCGGAGUCAAUCUCCAGAUCACGAUCAGAUUCGAGAUCAGCGGAGCCAGGAACCGGCCCGGAGCACACACGGCGCGUCGUCGUCAACCAGGCUGAGGGAAGGGAAGAUGCUUCGUCGCUGUUGGAGAUGAGCAACCUCCCGGAUCUGAGCUGCAAGGGCAAGGGCGCCAGCCAGUAUCUUGCAGACCUGCUCAACCCGAGCUUGAAGACUUUGCCGGACUUCAAUAAGGAGCAAGGCGGCGAGCCUGUUCAGAAGGUUUGGGAGACUGGCAAGGCGGCCAGCUUUUUCCUGCAGAUUCAGAACCCUGUACUUGCAGAGAGCGCCCAGCGCACCCUGAACGGAUUGGAGUUCUGCGGGAACAAGCUUCAGGUUCAAUCUGUCCCGAAGGAGGCGGAGACGGGGGCGUGA
This is a messenger RNA of Effrenium voratum, 756 nucleotides long. The record is from the annotation of a GenBank genome assembly. Lineage: Eukaryota; Dinophyceae; Suessiales; Symbiodiniaceae.